Messenger RNA from Hibiscus syriacus, 712 nucleotides. Its product is annotated as rho GDP-dissociation inhibitor 1-like. The coding region runs from base 17 to 712 and encodes 231 amino acids. The record is from RefSeq and is a predicted model, not a curated record. Gene Ontology annotation, biological process: Rho protein signal transduction. Gene Ontology annotation, molecular function: protein binding; Rho GDP-dissociation inhibitor activity. Gene Ontology annotation, cellular component: cytosol; membrane; cytoplasm. The transcript has 6 exons. NCBI's taxonomy places the organism in Eukaryota, Viridiplantae, Streptophyta, Magnoliopsida, Malvales, Malvaceae.
CCAACGAGAGAGAGAGAUGGAGAGUGGGAAGAGAGCUGAAGCUGGUUUCUCAAGAGGUUUUAGUGAGGAGAGGAAAGAGAGAGAACAAAGGGAAGUGUGUCAGAAACCCUUUUCUCUUGAAGCUUGUGAUGAUCCUGAAGAUGAAGAUGACGAGGAAGAUGGUGUUGGAGCUUCGUCUGGUUUUGUCCCUAGUUCUCUUGUUUCUCUCAAGGAACAGAUUGAAAAGGACAAGGAUGAUGAGAGCUUGAGGAGAUGGAAGGAGAAGCUUCUUGGUUGUGUUGAAGGAGACUUAAAUGGCCAAAUGGAACCUCAAGUCAAAUUCCACUCCAUAGGAAUGAUUUCUAAUGACCUUGGGGAAGUUAACUAUCCCUUGCCGAUUGAUGGGGAUCAGGAUGGUCAUGUCCUGUUUACUCUCAAAGAAGGAUCCCUGUAUCAACUUAAGUUGACAUUCAGUGUUCUGCACAACAUCGUUUCCGGCUUAACAUACUCCAACGCGGUGUGGAAGGCGGGAGUUCAAGUUGAUCGAAACGGAGGAAUGCUGAGCACUUUUGCUCCUCAACGAGAACCAUAUGUGCAUAUUUUCGAUGAAGAGACUACACCCUCCGGGGUGCUUGCAAGGGGAACUUACUCUGCAAAUCCCAAGUUUGAAGACGAUGGCAAAAGAUGUCACAUGGAACUCAAAUACUCCUUUGAGAUAAAGAAUAGCAGCUAG